UCCGGGUAGGCGGUCGCCAUGGCGAGCAAUGCCGCCAGCCUCAACGCCGUGCGGGAGACCAUGGACGUCCUGUUUGAGAUUUCAAGAAUAUUGAACACUGGGUUGGAUAUGGAGACCCUGUCUAUUUGUGUGCGGCUUUGUGAACAAGGCAUCAACCCAGAAGCACUGUCUUCUGUCAUUAAAGAACUGCGUAAGGCUACAGAAGCUCUAAAGGCUGCUGAAAAUAUGACAAGCUGAUGUGGUAGAAAUCUUUGUAAGAAGAAUUCGAAGUUGUAGAGUUAAUAAAGGAUUGGAACACUGGGCACUGCUCAGAAAUACAAAGUGAAAUUAUAUCCGAAGGUUUCAGAAUAUCUCUGCAAGUGAUCUUGAAAAAAGCAAUGUAUGGGAGAGCUUAAAGUUUGGUUUUCUUAAAUAGGCCCACCACUCAAGAUUUUCUUAAAUCUUACCACACUUGAAUACUUAGUUAUUUUUAUGAGCUGGGAGUGAACUUACUGCAAUUGCUUUUCUUCAGCAUCCAAGAUUUUUAAACAGUGUCAGAGAUCGAUUCGCUUGUUGAAAUUACUAGUAUUUAACAGUGAAUGUUGUUAUCAUGAAUGUAGCUUGCUAAUGCAUCCUUUAGAAGUGUGUUCUGUUUGUUCCUAUUGAAUUGGUGUGGAAAUGAGUGGAUGCUUUUAUCUAUGGGAAAGAUAGGAAAAAAGCCCCUAUUGACUUGAUUUUAAUUACAGUACAGAUGAUGACUUAAGUCAUUUAAGUCACAUUCUGAAAGUAAGAAAUAAAGCACUUUUGAUUAUAAAGAUAA
Molecule: messenger RNA, 799 nt
Organism: Tympanuchus pallidicinctus (lesser prairie-chicken)
Lineage: Eukaryota; Metazoa; Chordata; Aves; Galliformes; Phasianidae
Gene: MZT1
Product: mitotic spindle organizing protein 1
Exons: 3
Coding region: 19-237 (72 amino acids)
Biological process (GO): microtubule nucleation by interphase microtubule organizing center; gamma-tubulin complex localization; mitotic spindle assembly
Cellular component (GO): centrosome; gamma-tubulin ring complex; interphase microtubule organizing center
Source: RefSeq, a predicted model, not a curated record